Messenger RNA from Impatiens glandulifera, 1537 nucleotides. RefSeq lists its product as uncharacterized. The transcript has 4 exons. The record is from RefSeq and is a predicted model, not a curated record. Lineage: Eukaryota; Viridiplantae; Streptophyta; Magnoliopsida; Ericales; Balsaminaceae. Bases 123 to 1481 code for a protein of 452 amino acids.
UUUUCCAAAUUAUAGGGACUCUUUUAAACAUUUCUAUUCAAUAUAAAAUGUAAGUCACAUGCAUGCAAUAAUAAGCCUAAUUUAUAACCCCUAUUCAAAAGCUUCCCUUUACCGGCGCCGGCAUGGAAGAAACCUCCGCCGACGACGAAGGCGUCAACAAGAGACAUGUUACCUUCGCGAUCCCUGCCGAAGCCGACGCCAAUCGCGUACCUCUGCUUCUUCAACGAUCAUACGCAAGGUCCAAAUCGCUCAUGUAUGACGAUCUAUGCAGUUUUCGAAUAAUCCUAAAAUGGUGUGCUCUCGAUCAUUCCUCAUAUUCCGGCAAGGUCAUAUCAUACCUUACGUUUACCUUCCUCGCCGUCUUAGUUCCGAUUAUUAUCUGUGUCACUGUCAGAGAUACUUCCCACGAUAAUGAAGGAGGAGUUGAGAAUUCAACAUGGUUCAUGAUCAUCAAUAAGUUAGUACAGCUGCCUGAAUCCGCCUUGGCCGGAAUUUCAUUCCUUACUCUAUGCCGAUUUUUCCGGCAAUAUGGACUCAGGCAGCUUCUAUUUCUAGACGCUCUUCAAGACGAUACAAGAUUUGUACGUUUUGGAUAUGCCCGUGCGUUAGACAAAGCCUUCCGUCUUCUUUCCUGGCUUCUAUUACCUUCUUUCAUUGUGGAAUUUGCUCAUAAAGUAGUCUUCUUCUCGACUGUUACAAUCUGCACUCCUGGUGUUCCACCAAAUGCUGUAGAGAACACUUUGGCGUUUGUUCUUGCCUUAGCUUCUUGGCUUUACCGAACAGUUUUGUUCUUGUUGGUCUGUGUUCUCUUUAGACUGACUUGCGAACUUCAAAUUCUGAGAUUUGAAGGUUUCUAUAAGCUUAUGGAUGUUGGUCAUGACGGGUCGAGAGCAGAUGAGAUAUUCGAAGAGCAUUUGAGAAUAAAGAAACAGUUAUCUGUAACAAGUCAUAGAUAUAGAUUCUUUAUUAUAGCUUGUAUGGUCACCAUUACCAUCAGUCAGUUUGUAGCUCUGUUUUUGGUUCUUACUUCAAAGUCGAGUAAAACCUUCUUGAACUCCGGCGAUCUAGUGGUUUGUUCAGCUGUUCAAAUUAGUGGAUUCUUCUUGUGCCUAAUGGGAGCUACAAGGAUUACUCACAGAGCUCAAGGUGUUGUGUCCAUGGCUACUAAAUGGAACAUGGCUAUGGCUAUGACUUCUUCCCAAGAACAGGAGGAAGAGACUAUCGAGGAAGAUGACGAAACAAUAAAGUUUCCUUCACCCAGUUCCUCGGAGUCGGAUUCAGAUGUAAAUAUGAUCAAGAUUUGCUCCCAUGAGUGUAAUAGCUUCCGAACCCGGUUAUCACUAGUAACAUAUUUGCAGCACAACAAUGGAGGAAUAACACUAUACGGGUAUGCACUUGAUCGCGGAUUGCUUCACACCCUUUUUGCCUUCGAGUUCUCUUUGGUCCUAUGGAUUCUCAGUAAGGUUGUCGUUUUAUCUUGAUGAGUUUAGAAAUCAUUUUACACUAAAACUACUAUUGUCUAAUAGUUAGAGAUAUU